CAAGGAUGUAGAUGAAGAUAAAAGUUGCUCGGGACUGGGAACUACAGCACAGUACAGAACAGUACAGUUCACAGAGAACAAGAUAAUAACCUAUUGAGGACGUGAAACAGGGAAACAGCACUGUGCCAGAGAUGCUGCUGCUCCUAUCCCUGCUGAUCUUCUGUUUGCCACUUGGGGGCGACACCUCACCAAUCACCUGCUACAACGACCAGGGAGAUGCUGUUGAUUGGUUUUAUAUGUACAAGCUGCCUAAAGAUGGCAGAAAAGAUCUCCAUGAGGGUGAGAUGUAUUUACUGCUGGACAAAGGGAGUGAAGGGUGGACUCCUGGAAAGGGGACAAUGAACGACACCACGGGAGCUCUGGGCAGGACAGUUGGACAGCUGUACUCACAAGGAAAGAACACAGAAGUAGCGUACAUCCUUUACAAUGACCAGAAGCCACUUGACAAAAGUGGAGGAAGAGGAGGGCACACAAAAGGUGUCGUCCUGCUGGAUAAAAACCAGGGCUUCUGGUUGGUCCACAGCACCCCUCACUUCCCCCCGGUACGACAGGCAGGACAGUAUUACUACCCAGACAGCGGUGUGAAAAACGGACAAAACUUUAUCUGCAUCACCUUCCCGCUCGACCGCUUCCAGACCAUCGGAGAGCAGCUUCAGAUCAAUCAGCCUAAUGUGUACGACUGCGAUGUCCCUGAGUCCUUGGUGUCCCUGGUGCCUGCACUGGCUGCUGUCUGUGGGAAAAAACAUCUGUCUGGUCACAUCUUUCCACAUAUCAAACCUGUUUCCAAUCGCAGCGUGACUCUGACCUCUAAGGAUGGCACCAACUUUAUCAGCUUUGCCAAAGGAGCCUCUUUUGACAAUGACCUGUACCACUCCUGGGUGGCCCCCACCCUCCAGUCAGACCUCCUCGUCCAGUUCUGGAUUCGCUCCACAGGCAUCCUCCCCUCAGACUGCUCACAGGGCUGGAAAGUCUUGGACAUCACUCUCAUCAACCCUGGACAAACGUUCGCCUUUAAGGCCAGCCAGGACCACUCCAAAUGGGCUGCCAGCCCCACGGCGGCGGCCGGGUCGGGGGCCGGAGGGGGCUGGGUGUGUGUGGGAGACAUAAACCGGAACCAGGCGGAAGAGAAGCGAGGCGGUGGCACGGUGUGUCUGCAGGACCCAGUGGUGUGGAAGGCAUACAGGACAGCGGCACUGGAGUGUGAGGCUUGUGGUGGAGGAACAAUCCAGUGCUGACACCCUGCUGGAGCCAAUAGAUUUAACUGGGCUUAAGGACCGUCAUGGGUUGAUCAGGCUGAGAUAUUAUUCUGCAUGUGGGUUUAUAAGUGAAAUGUUUGCACAUAUUUGGUACAGUGUGUAUAUUUCUCUUAAUGUCUGGUGAAAUUUAUUUGAAAUCGCACAUGUUCAGCAUUUAAAAUUUCUUUUCUAGAAUCAUACACUUUUGUGAUAGUUUUGAGACGUCACAGUCAUUUUCAGAAAGGUUCCCUGUGGAGUUUUCGACUAUUAAUUAUAAUUGACUAUAAUUAACUAGUCAAUUAUACUCAAUUAUAAUUAAUAGACUAUAGUUAACUAGGGCAACACAGUGGUGCAGUGGUUAGCAUUGUCGCCUCAAAGCAAGAGGGUGUCUUGUUUCCAACGCAGGGUGGGUGAACCCCUCUGUGUGGAUUUUGCAUGUUCUUCCUGUGUGAGCGUGGGUUUUCUCCAGGUACUCCGGCUUCCUCCCACAGUCCAAAGACAUGCAGGUUAAUUGGUGACUCUUAACUGCCUGUAAGUGUGAAUGGUUGUCUGUCUCAUUGUGUCAGCCCUGUGAUAGUCUGGUGACUACAGGAAAAAAAAAAACAGGAACCUCUCAAAUUAAAUAACUAAAACUGAUCCAACUUUGGUAGAGAAUAAUGUAUUCAUGUGGGACCUCACUCGAACAGUAAGAGGCUGAUUGAGGAAAUAUGUUUUGGGGGCCUUUAAGGCACAGAAACCUUUUUACUUGUUCAUUUACUUGUUCAGAAUGAUUAUCGGCUGGUAUCAGGGGCUGUUACAUCCUCCUCUCCAAACUAAAUGCAUUCAGAACAAUGCUGGAGGAGGACAAGUAGUCAAAUCUGACAGAAAGUGGAGGGCUUUAUGGGAAAUAUGGCAUUCAUUUUGAAAAACACAAAAACCUCAAAGUGGCACUUUAAAUGAAAGCGUUUGUUCAAGUGUCUUUAUAACCGCAGGGUACUCUUUUAACUGAAACUGAAGAGACAGUGUUAUAAACUGCCUCACUAAGUUGGACUUUUUCCUGUUUAAAUCAACAUUAGAUGAUCUGUGGGUAUGAUCUCAGAGGGCGCAUCAAGCUUUGCUGGUUGACAAUGGAUUGUAUGAGGUUUUAAAGGUAUGAACAUUGUGGGAUUAAUUGCACUACUGUAUGUUUGCCUGAUAUCAGACAGAACUGUCAACUCCAUCUUCAGUCUGACAAUACGUCCACUCUAACUGAUUUCUGUGAGGGAGGUAACUAAUCACUAGAGAAUGAAUUAUCCACUUGAAUCUAACGUCACUGUAAGUUCACACUGAUGAUGAACUGAACAUUCUGGUUUUAAUGGGUUUUUAAAGUAAAGUGGAGCGAAGGAAAAACAAACUACGAUGUCAGGCAAAAUUGAGAAGACGUAUUGGUUUAAAGCAGCCACAAAGGCAGUGUCCGUCUUGUCUAUAGUGAUUGCUAUUGCGGUUAUUCCUUCUCAUUGGUUCCGGCUUGACAAUGGCUUGACAGUGGUGUUAGUCCCACCCAUGGCGCUGAUUGGCUAAUCAUUAGCAGGCUUGUCGUCAGGGAGGGCCAAAGAUAACAGAUGAUGAUCUCGACCGAAGCAGUCCCCCACAAACAACAUUGGACCUUGAAGCCAUUCGACACAGUGGCCAAACCAUGUAACUUCAACUUCUGGGUCCGUCAUGUGAUGCCAUGGGGCCCAAAAAGACGUUUCCCCAUAGACUUACAUUGUGAAAGCGAUGCUUUAAUCCAGUGGAUAACCUUUUUACUUCAUAACCCAUGCAGAAUAACUCCUUUGCAUAUCAUUUGAAUAUCACAAUUUUGAUCGGUUUGGUCUGAUAACAUUUUUAAAAUCUGUAAAAGCUGCCUAAGUUAUUUUUUAAAUAUUAUUUAAGUUUGUGGAGUGCUAAACAGGAAGCUAGGCACCUGGUGCACUUGAUCUAUGGGCCUUGAGGUUUGGAAGAGCUGGGUAAUUUUACACCUAGGGAAGUCAAACUGUUUGGGCUUCAUGUGCUACUGAGCAGCUUUAAUAGGGAUGAAUGGGGCCCCACUUCCAAUGCUGUAUCCAGUUCUUCUUAUACAUCCAUGACCCCAAGGCCCCAUGCAAAGAUCUCUGCGCCACUGUUGGUGGUGUCCAAUUUCAGGGCCCAAUUUGGAAACUUUCGUCCCCUGAUUCAUAAUUCCUGAUUGCAAAAUUUGCUGUUGUAAGUCACGAUGCCAGGAUGAUUCAGCCAACUCAGUGGAGUGGGUGGAUUGAAAGGCCUGACCCCGGGCAACACUAUGUAACAUUCAGCACACAUCAUAUUUCACUGACAAUAUUAAACUACAGACACUGACAACAUUCAGGUGUGAGGAAUGCUUUAAUAGUUUGUUUUAUGAUUUCUUGUGUAAUUAACUGGAUUGUUAUGAGUGUUUAUGAAUAACAAAUGUGCUUCUCUUUUUUUGUUAGAUGCCUUAGAAUUGAUAUUUUCAUCACAUUUCCACAUACAUUCAUUGAUUUUGCGAGAAGAUGAAGAUGCUGGCUAUCUUGAAUCUGAAUAAAAAGAUUAAAACAGA
Epinephelus lanceolatus (giant grouper) is the source of this 3789-nucleotide messenger RNA. It is a transcript of the gene dnase2, whose product is annotated as deoxyribonuclease II, lysosomal. Gene Ontology annotation, biological process: apoptotic DNA fragmentation. The record is from RefSeq and is a predicted model, not a curated record. Gene Ontology annotation, molecular function: deoxyribonuclease II activity. NCBI's taxonomy places the organism in Eukaryota, Metazoa, Chordata, Actinopteri, Perciformes, Serranidae.